CAAUAAUUACUGUUCCUGUGCCAUGUUCUUUCAUAUGUAUGCAGUGCUGGACUAUAUGAGAUAUAUUUGCUGGAAAUUAAAUGAAGAUUUUAAGAUCUGCUAAGGCUGAGGGAAGGACUUUAUUGCCUGUUGCCCUGCAAGUCAUAGGAAACAGUAGGUUGGGAUUUUUCCAGUGGUUUGUGUUUGAGGCUUCCUGUCCAGAUGGACUGUGUCCAGGAUGGAGUGUCAUCCUGAAAGGAGAGACCCCCUCAGAGGCCAACAAGUUUGAGAUCAAUUUCCUCUGCGACCGGGACGACAAAAUAGCCUUCCAUUUCAACCCCCGCUUCACCGAGUCAGACAUCGUCUGUAACUCCUACAUGGCAAAUCACUGGGGGAAGGAAGAGAGGUGCACCAACUUCCCUUUUGGCACAGAUGAGCCCUUCCAGAUUGAAAUCUACUCAGACAACGACAACUUCCAUGUUUACAUUGAUGACACGAAGAUCAUGCAGUAUAAGCACCGCGUGGAAGACCUGAAGACCAUUACUAAAGUCCAGGUGGUGAACGAUGUCAACAUCUCCUCUUUGGAGAUCUCCAAGAAACAUUUAUACUAAUGCUGGGAGGCGAGGGAGCUUUAAAUUGAGCCCCCCAGCAAACUCCUCUGGGAAGAGUAAACUGAAGUAAGCCUUUGUUUGUUUACAGUGGAUUAUGGUCUGUCUUGCAUUUUCUGUUGAUAAUUUUAGCAAUAAACAACAAUGAUUAUCUCCUCUG
Messenger RNA from Pygocentrus nattereri (red-bellied piranha), 747 nucleotides. RefSeq names its product galectin-related inter-fiber protein (gene grifin). The transcript is spliced from 4 exons. Gene Ontology annotation, molecular function: carbohydrate binding. The record is from RefSeq and is a predicted model, not a curated record. NCBI's taxonomy places the organism in Eukaryota, Metazoa, Chordata, Actinopteri, Characiformes, Serrasalmidae. Bases 81 to 590 code for a protein of 169 amino acids.